Molecule: messenger RNA, 4991 nt
Organism: Pipra filicauda (Wire-tailed manakin)
Lineage: Eukaryota; Metazoa; Chordata; Aves; Passeriformes; Pipridae
Gene: VWA2
Product: von Willebrand factor A domain containing 2
Exons: 14
Coding region: 223-2604 (793 amino acids)
Biological process (GO): calcium-independent cell-matrix adhesion
Cellular component (GO): basement membrane
Molecular function (GO): calcium ion binding
Source: RefSeq, a predicted model, not a curated record
AUACAACAGUGUUGCUCUUAAAUCUAACCUACGGCAAUGUGGGUGUUCCUGGUGCUGCUUCCCCCGCCCCAAUUCGAGGUUGCAGGUGGCAGGAUGUGAUGGAUGGGGAGGAGAGGCUGUCACAGCUGAGCAUGGUAUAAAUUCAAGAAGGGAGGAGGCUGUUCGUGAAUUCCGUAGGUGCACGAGAGCUGCGCAGAGUCUGCAGAAAAAAGAUUUGUCACCAUGAGCCUCUUGUCACUUCCAUCCAUCUGCAUUUUCCUGCUUUCCCAAGUUUUGCUGGUGUUGGGUGUACUAGAAAUCCAUGUUGACCAGGAGAUGGUCGGCAAGAUCUCAGCUGCUGUCAAGUUGAUGCAGUGCUCUGCUUCAUUAGAUGUCCUUUUCCUCUUGGAUGGCUCCUACAGCAUUGGCAAAGGAAGCUUUGAAAGGUCCAAACACUUUGCGGGCAAGCUCUGUGAUGCCUUGGACAUCCAUCCAGACAAAGUCCGUGUGGGAAUGAUACAGUUUAGCUCAACUCCCCACCUUGAAUUCCCACUGGAUUCUUACCUAACCAAACAAGAAGUGAAAGAGAGAAUCAAGAGGACUCUGUUCAGAGGUGGGAGCACAGAGACAGGUCGAGCUCUGAAGUACAUUCUCCGCAAGGGAUUCCCUGGUGGCAGAAACUCAAGUGUCCCUGAAGUCCUGAUCAUCAUUUCCGAUGGGAAGUCCCAGGGCAGCACUGUGAUGCCUGCAAUGCAGGUGAAGGAGAGACACAUCACAGUUUUUGCAGUGGGAAUCAAGUUUCCAAGGUGGGAGGAGCUGCACAUACUGGCCAGCGAGCCUCCCGAGCAGCACCUACUCUUUGCUGGAGAUGCUGAUGAUGCUGCCAACGGCCUGUACAGUGCCCUGACUGGCUCUGUCUGCAGUACCACUGCUCCAGGCUGUAAAGUUGAAUCCCACCCUUGUGAACGCAGGACCCUGGAGACUGUGAAAGAGCUGGCUGGGAACUAUGUGUGUUGGAAAGGCUCAAAGCAGCCCAAUGCAGUGCAGGCUUCACUGUGCCCCUUCAUCAGAUGGAAGAGAGUCUUGGUAAAAUACCCAUCCAGAUGCUUCCGGACUGUAUGUCCAGACCCUUGUGACUCCCAACCAUGCCAGAAUGGUGGCACAUGUGUCCCAGAGGGACUGGACAGAUACCACUGCCUCUGCCUGGUGGGGUACGGAGGAGAUUUCCACUGUGCAGCAAAGCUGAGCCUGGAGUGUGGCGUGGAUCUCCUUUUCCUGCUGGACAGCUCAGUGGGGGUCACACUGGAAGGGUUCCUGCGCUACAAGGCUUUCCUCAAGAGAUUCCUCCAGGCAGCGAUGGGCCAGGACUCUCCAAUGAACGUGGGGGUGGCCCAGUACGAUGAUGAUGUGAGGAUACCCAUUGAAUUGGGCCAACACAAGGAUACACUCAGUCUCAUGAAGAGCGUUGAUGCUUUGGAUUUCAGUGGAGGAAGAACCCUUACAGGCAGAGCCCUGCAGUACAUUGCAGAGCACGGUUUUAGGAGCACCCCGGUCUUUGCAGAUGUGCAGGAUGAUCUCCCACGUGUGAUUGUCUUGCUCACUGACUCGAAGUCCCAGGAUUCAGUGGCAGAAGCCCCUCAGUACAUGAAGGACCAAAAUCUCUUCUUGAUUGGUGUAGGCAGCAGUUUCAUGAGAGCAGAGCUGACCAAGGUGACUGGCAGUCCACAGCAGACAGUUGUCUACUCUGACCCCCAGGACCUAUUCAACAGGAUCCCAGAGCUGCAGAGAAGAAUUUGCAGUGUGGACAAUGCUGAAGGCUGCCAGGCACAGUCUCUUGAUUUGACAUUUGCUGUGGAUGCCUCAUCUGGAGUUGGCCUGGAGAACUUUCUGCGUCUGAGGCACUUUGUCAGGAGCAGCUGUUUCCACUUCACCAUCAACCGAGAUCUCACCCAAAUUGCCCUUGUGAUCUAUGGCAGCAAAGCUCACACUGCGUUUGCUUUGGCCACCCACACAAGCAAUUCUGCUGUCCUGCAAGCCAUCGACCAGGUGCCUUUCCUUGGGGACUCAGCCUCUGCUGGCAAUGCCUUGCUGCAUAUUUAUGGUGAUGUGAUGACUGCGCAGAAGGGAGCAAGACCUGGUGUCAACAAGGUGGUGGUGCUGCUCACAAACGGGGGUGGACUGGAGGAUGCAGCUGCCCCAGCUCAGCAGCUGAGGCACAGCGGCAUCUUGGUGUUUGUGGUUGUCGUUGGGGACACACAGAGGGACACGCUACUGAGAAUUGCUGGGUCUCCCAGCUACCUGGUCCACAUCUCCUCCUAUGAAGACCUGCAGUAUUACCAAGGCUUUAUCAUUGAAAGAAUCUGUGAAGAAGCAAAAAGCCCCGUGAACCUCUGCAAACCCAACCCCUGCAUGAACCAGGGCGUGUGCAUCCUGGGGCCUGGGAGCUACCGCUGCGAGUGCCGUGGCUCGGAAGGACCCCACUGUGAGAACAGAGUUCUCCGGGGUGAUUCUCCAAGAUCUCCAGUUCUUCCUCCGCACUCCCAUGUGCAGUGGAGUCCAAGGGGUUUGCAGCACUUCUCCAGAGCCUUCUGGCACACUAAAAGGCACCUGGAUCAGAGACACUGACACAGAUGUGCCGAGUGCUCCAGUUCUCCCUCCAGGAACACUUAUUGCCACUCACAAGCACAAUCCAGGAAGCCACCACUGUCUUUGGCAGUGAUGGAGCUGCUGCAGCACAGGGACUGUGCUGAGGCCAUUCCCGGUUCCUGCAUUGCACAAACUGGGCUUUCCAGUUCUCUCUUUCUUUUAUAAUUGAAGUAAAUAUUUGUGUUUCAGUAUUUAUUUCUGGAAUUUUACAUUUUCUCAUCCAGGUCCUAGGGCCAUGGGAUUGGUUUUUUAAACAGAUUUUGAGAGAUCUUUGUGCUAGUUUCAAAAUAUGUAGAAGUUUGAGCAAUUCUGGAGCUCCUGCUGAAGGGAUAUAACAGAUUACACACUUGCAGCCACGUGCUGGAGUGAAUGGCUUGUUAUAUGCAGGAAGACAAAGAAGAGGAAGGAGAACUGAUUACAAACCUCUGUUCUGUUUCAGAAGUUGUCCAUUCUGCUUUCUUCUCUGAAUUUAUUUGGAGGGAUUGAAUAUUGUUUAUUUUCAUAGGCAUUUUGUAGCUGCAUAUUUUUCAUAAGAAGAGGUUUUAAAGAGUGUUUAAUGAUUGAUGCAACUCUAAAGCAGAGCUUUGGCACUCAGUGUGUGUUGCUGGGUUUUUGGUAGGUGUGUUGACUGCUUUUCUUUUAGAUUUGACCCAGGUCAAAUCCCGUUACCUGUGCUGCAAACACACCAAGUAAGGGCAAGCCCCUAACCAUCUGCAACAAAGGUCUGGUCUGUUUAGGCUCUGGAUGGAGCCAUGAUUUGUACCAUCCUUUUGGUCUUGGAUCUUGGUCUAUCUGCUGUGAGGUUUAACUCCACUCCUUCCCUUCCAACAGCACUUGUAUCUGACAGCCACAGGCUGACCUGGAGGGACCAGAUCAGUGCAGCCUCUCGAGUGCCUUUGCAGCGUGCUGGGAGUAGGCCAGAGGAGGAAGGGGCCUGGACCUCUCCCCCAAGUUCUCACCCACCCUUUCUUUCCUUCUCCUGCUGGCCAUCUCUUUGCUCUCUCCUUUGCUGGUGCAUGCUUUCUCUUAUUUCUUUGUUUUUUGCCUAUCCCAGGUCAAGUCUCACCUCUUCUUUUUGGUUCUGUUUCCAUGGCUCAGAGCUUUGCCAUGUCGCUUUGCUCUCGUUUUUCAGCUGGCUGAGGAAAAGUCUGCUUGUCCUGGCCUCAACCUGGACAGAUGAGCUGAAUUGCAUUCCUGCCUUCUCUCAUUGUUUUAAGCUGAUCUUGUUCCUAGCACAGCAGUGAUCUCUGCAGUGGUUUCUAGUGGGCUGUGAUGGUUCACAUGUCUCCAGAGACAGUUUGGCCACAGGCCUGCAUCCUUUGGAGCAUCAGCCUCACUGUACCUCGAGAUCAAUUUGCCUAUGAAACUGUAAAAUCUACAUAACUGCUCCCCCAGAGCCCACAGUUCCCAGUAUUGUGUUCCCGCUGCCUUUCCCAUGGUGUCUGUCACAUCAGGAGAGCAGGAGCAGGUCUGGAGGAGACUGAGGCAGAGGUAAAAACUGUGGCUGCCAGUGCUCAUGAGAAUACUGUCUGUUGUUCACAGAAGAAAAAUCCCCUCACUCAGAUGUCCUGGCCCCAUGUUUGAAUAGUAACAUUAGAUGGACAAAGAGAGACACAAAUUGCUCUGCAGGUUUGUUGUCAAAAGAAGAAUGGUCUGAAAGCACUGUCAGGGAUAAAAGCUGGCACUGAGACAGGAGCAGCACUGUCAUGCCUUGUGGGAGAAACCAGGCUAGGAGAAAGGAGAAUUUCCUUUCUUUUCACUGUCACUUUAGUAGGUUGUCUGUGUCCUAAGGCACAGCAGAAUAGAGGCUUAGUUGAAGGACUGACAUUUGGGAUACAAAGAGAAUCUAAUCUAUUAAUGUUACUUAGGCAUGGCUGUAGCUCAGCACUGCCUCUGUUGUUAAACUGUCAGUCUUCUCUUCUCGUGGGGAGAAUGGGCUAGAUCAGACCCUCAGCUGACACCAAAGAUGUGGUUCAUGUUUUAUGGCACAGAGGGGUCUGUGGAGCUGGCUAUUCAGACUGCUCUGAAAAGUCUCCCCAGCCUCCCUGCAUGUCCUGUGUUGUAUGGGAGGGUGUGAGGGACCCCAGUUCUCACCCCUGCUGUCCUGGGGGGGUUGCAGCUCCCUGGGGGUUUCUCUGCCAUUGUUUGUGUAACAGCAUCGUUAGUUCUCUCCUCUCAGAGGCAUUUGUCCUCUAUGGGAUCAGUCUGCUCUCUCAAACAGCAGCACAUUUGCCUUGUCCAGCAUGCAGCUCUGGAGCUGGGAUGUGCUUACCUGCCCUCGUACCAGUGCCUAAAGCCAUUUCUGCGGGAUAGUUUGUACAGUGCUGCUGAGCACUUUGCCUUGUGGUAAAUGUGUUGUGAUGUAA